Rotaria sp. Silwood1 is the source of this 2280-nucleotide messenger RNA. The record is from the annotation of a GenBank genome assembly. Lineage: Eukaryota; Metazoa; Rotifera; Eurotatoria; Philodinida; Philodinidae.
AUGAAUAGCGUUCCAUUACCAUCAAUACCAUCUGGUGAACACGACUGUCUUAUGACUGAAGUACAAAUCCGAUCAACUUCAGCAUCAUCAAAAAAACAUAAGCAUUCAACAAAUUGGCUUAAAGCUCAUUUAUGUCAAAAUAAAUUCACAUUUGGAUUAUGUCUUUCACUUUUACUUGCUAUUGCCAUUGUUAUUUCUUUACUAUUUUUAUAUGUUUUACAUAUACGCAUACGAUCAGAGAGAGAAUUAUGUCUUACACCUGAAUGUAUCUCAUUAGCAGCUGAUACAUAUAAUGCAAUGGAUAUUACAGUUGAUCCAUGUGAGGAUUUCUAUCAAUUCGCUUGUGGUAAUUGGGAUAAAACUCAUCCAAUACCUGAAGGUCGUAAUGUUCGUUCUUCAUUUGAAUCAUUUGUCAAUGAUGUUGUUGACCUUUAUCGCGAAUUACUUCGUAAACCUGUUCUUGAUACUGAACCAGAUGCUGUAAGAAAACUUAAAAUAUUUUAUCAAGCCUGUGUUGGUCCAGAACGAGAUUCACCAACAAUUGAAAACGCAACAUAUCAUUUACUUAUUCAACAUUUAGAACGUUUUGGUGGAUUUCCUCCUCUAUAUGGUGAACGAUGGCAAUCAAAAUUAUCUCUUGAACGAUUACUUGCACAACUUCAUUUAGAAUUUAAUACUGAGCCUUUAUUUGAACUUAAAGUAGCAGCUGAUGAUAUGAAUAAUACUCAACAUAUUAUUUUGCUUAAUCAUCCAUCAUUAUUUUUACAAGCAUCAGCAGCAUAUGAAUCAGAGGAAGAAAUUGAUGCUUACUUAAAAUUUAUGGUUAGUGUAGCAACUAGUUUGGGUGUUGAACGUACACGAGCACCACAUGACAUGCAACGAAUACUCAGUUUGGAAAAAGCACUCGCCAACAUUCGUGAUGAUCAACCAUCAAAUACUGUAAUGGAUUUCUAUAAAAAAAUAAGUGUUGGAGAAUUGCAAACUAUGGUACCAUCAAUCAAUUGGACCAUAUAUUUUCAUCUUGUUUUCAAUGAAUUUAUCCCAUUAGAUGAGCCAAUUGUUGUACUUUAUGCUGAUCAAUAUAUAGGAGAUCUUGAACGACUUAUUCGUCAAUUUGAUACACGUACUAUAACAAGUUAUUGUUUGUGGCGUGUUAUCGCUAGUCUUGUACCUGAUUUGAGUAAGAGUUUUCGUGAAGCUCAUUAUGAACUUGUACGUCUUACUCAGGGAGCUGCUCCUCAUGGUAUCGGUUCACAUUGUUUAUUAAAUCGAGCUGAUGAAACAUUUGCUCAACCAAUGACAUAUCUCUAUUUAAAAUCUCAAUCAGAUGAUAGCAUUCGUGAAGAAUUACAAGAGCUUAUACAAAAUAUUCGAAGUACAUUUUAUGAAACAAUUAAACGUAAUACUUGGAUGACAAAUGAUACAAAAAAAGUAGCACUUGCUAAAGCACAACUAAUGAGUGAAUUCAUAGCUUAUCCACUUGAAACACUUAAUGAAACUUAUUUAAAUUUAAGUCAUGCUCAUUUAAAUAUUUCAUUUGAUAAUCAUUUAAAUAAUGUUAUUAAUUUAUUGGGAAAUGAAGUAAGAAAAAAUAUUGCUCUCUUUCGAAAACCUGUCGAUAAGAAACAAUGGAUGACAAGUUCAGCUCAAGUAAAUGCACUUUAUGAUAGUAAUCGUAAUGCUAUUAUCAUACCCGUUGGCAUGACACGACCAUUUCUUUAUAAUUCAAAAUUUCCACAUUUUGUUAUUUAUGGUCGUAUUGGUAUGGUUAUAGCACAUGAGAUAAUACAUGGUUUUGAUACAAAUGGACGUUAUUUUGAUGAACAUGGAAAUUUAUUUCAAUGGUGGAAUAACGAAACAGAUGCUACAUAUCGAGAAACGGAACGUUGUAUUGUUGAGCAAUAUUCAAAUUAUACAUAUGAACAAGUUAAUAUGACUUUAAAUGGAAAUACAACACGCUCAGAAAAUAUAGCUGACAUAGCUGGAACGGAUUUAGCAUUUCUUGCUUAUAAACAAUGGUUAAAAGUACAUGGUGAUGAACGUCGAUUACCAUUACUUGAUAAAUAUACAUCAGAACAAAUGUUUUUUAUAGCUUUUAGUCAAAUAUGGUGUGGAAAUUAUUUAAAUGAACGUUUACGAAAAGAUAUACGUGACAUGAUUCAUACACCAUUUCGAUAUCGAAUGAUUGGUUCAUUACAUUCAAGUCAUCAUUUUAGUCAAACAUUUCAAUGUAAUCCAAAUGCAAAAAUGAAUCGGCAAAUAAAAUGUACUGUUUUUUGA